Molecule: messenger RNA, 1548 nt
Organism: Anopheles moucheti
Lineage: Eukaryota; Metazoa; Arthropoda; Insecta; Diptera; Culicidae
Exons: 2
Coding region: 1-1548 (515 amino acids)
Source: RefSeq, a predicted model, not a curated record
AUGGCACCGGUGUUUAACAACGCCGUACCGAUGUAUGUCACUAGAAGGCAGCUGAUUGUAGUGGGUGCCGACGAAAUCGAUACGAUCAUGGACGCAAUUGUGAAGGUGUUCACACAUCACCAUCCAAACUACUACGCAGCGAACAGUCGCGAUAUUUACAUUGUACUGCUCCUUUCCGACAUGCGCUAUCUGAACUCCAGAAUCAUCAUACUGCUGCAUGAUUAUUUUUCGUCCAUCAACUUCAUUGUGGUGGUACCGCCCGGCAGACAGUACGAAUCACCGCUUCUGAUCGGUACCGAUUACGAGCUAAGGCUGGUGCUCGUACCCCACCAGGCGUCAUUGGGACAAAUUUUUUCCGAUCGCUUUCAGCCCGAACGGUACCCGGUAGUGCAGGUUCGUGGUUACGGAUUUCUCGCGGCCACCCGGCUGGACACGGACGGUAAAACGCCCGGUUACGAUUGGCACGUGUUUCUGACGAUACUGAAGCACAUGAAGUUGCGGUGGAAGGUGGAAAUAUAUACCACGGAACCAACCGUGGCGCUGAUGCAGUGGUUCAACCGUCAGCUAAGCGAAGGUAGCAUACACAUCUUGAUAUAUCGCAGCUUCCGGGCGGACUUCGACUCGAUAUCGCACGUUUUGCCGGAAAUGAACGGUGUGUGUCUGGUGAUUCCGAAGACGAAAAAGUACGAAAUAUUGCAGCAUCUGAUGAGGCCGCUCCUCACGACGACAUGGAUUGCGCUGAUCGUUGUCCUGCUGGUUGGUGCCUUUCUGGCCAAUCGCUUCUUUAAGCACAGUCUACUGGCGGCCCUCAUCUUCGGUGUGGACCUUAACGCACCGGGUGUCUCGCGUACCGAGCGUACGGUUCUGUUCGCUAGUUUGCUAGUAUUUUUCAUCCUGUCCGAAGCGUACCAGGCAAAGCUGUUGGCAUUGAUGAGCUCCUGCCGGUAUCCACCGGAUCCGAAAACGGUGGGCGAGUUCCUGCAGACCGACACCCUGUUGUAUGUGGGUGAAGCAACCGGUACCGUCGUUUCGUACCUUCCGGGUAUCAAAAGACACGUCCGGAACGCGACGGAUUACUGGUUUUCGUUUGACGGUGAACAGUCCUACGGCACGCUGAUGCCGUGUCCCUUUGCCUGGGAUAUGUACGUGCAGUGGAUCAACCAGCAGUACGAUCGGUACGGGUACAACGUACGGCCACAGGUGCACAUUGUGCGCGAGAAGAUUCUACGGCUGCCGGCUUCGUAUACGUUUUCCCGUACAUUCGCACUGUAUCCGAGGUUUAGGAAGUAUCUGUCGCAAAUAUUCGAAAGCGGCCUAAUGGGCCAUUGGCAAUCGGAGCAAGAUCGGCAACGGCAGUACGAGCAGAGGUUAGAAUUCGUGGAGAACACUAUUAUUAGCUUCAGUGAUCUGACGAUGGUGUGGACGGUACUCGGCAUCGGCAAUGCGCUGGCGGUGGUUGUGUUUUUGAUAGAGCUUUCAGGUGUUGCCCUGAAGCAACUCGCUUGGGGUUACAGUAAGGCAAAACGUCGGCAUCGAUUGUUUGUAUAG